Durusdinium trenchii is the source of this 624-nucleotide messenger RNA. NCBI's taxonomy places the organism in Eukaryota, Dinophyceae, Suessiales, Symbiodiniaceae. The record is from the annotation of a GenBank genome assembly.
CAUUUUCUCUGAACGAUCGAUUCAACUGAGAGUGUCAUUCCUGCUGUGAGCCAUGCUUUCAUGCUUCCUAUCUCCGCUCGCGCGGAUGCGACCUCUUCGGGGGCCGCCAUCGCAAGUGCGCCGCUACGCUGCGCCGCGGCGGGGCGGUGCCGUGGAGAACUAUGCCAAGGUGGCUGUGGUGUACACCAAGUGCGGCGAGCUCUUGGCGCUCUACCGGAAGCGGAACGCCCGCAAGUCGCAGCUCGUAAAGAUGUAUGUCGAGCGCAUUGCAGAAGAUACCCACUCCUUGUUGGCCAUUGAGAACUUCGUUCCCGGCCAGCUUGAGAGAGAAAUCCCGUGCCCUACGUGUGAGCGGAGCUUUUGCCGAGGGCCGCGGAUGGUGAAGGGCCGCCCGGCCUGGAAGAUCAUCUCCGGACGUGUGCGCAUGAAGUGAGGUGCGCCACCCACCGCGCCGCAUCCCGGCACUCGCCACGGUGCCCACCGCGCCACGUCGUUGCGCCGCUGCGAAAAAAGCCGCGUUUCCGGACACCGGAAGCACCCGAAGGGCUGAGCCCUGCGACAGGCUGGGGGACGUAGCAUUUUUGGGCCUCCUGGGUUAAGGGAAAGUAACACGUGCAUCGUCCA